Molecule: messenger RNA, 852 nt
Organism: Maudiozyma saulgeensis
Lineage: Eukaryota; Fungi; Ascomycota; Saccharomycetes; Saccharomycetales; Saccharomycetaceae
Source: the annotation of a GenBank genome assembly
AUGAGUGAGUUUGAAGAAGAACAAGAUGAAGGUCCAGCUCCAUCGCUUGCGCAAAUCAAGCACAUUAUCCUUAUUUUAUCUGGUAAAGGGGGUGUAGGAAAAAGUUCUGUAACUACCCAAACUGCACUAUCAUUAUGUGAGAUGGGAUACAAAGUCGGUGUACUGGAUAUCGAUCUAACAGGACCUUCUCUCCCUAGAAUGUUUGGUCUUGAAGAUAAAUCCAUUUACCAGGAUAGUAACGGGUGGAGACCAGUUGCUGUAGAAACAAAUAAUGAAGGUUCCUUAUGUGUCAUAUCUAUUGGGUUUCUUCUAGGUGGUAGAGGUAACAGUGUAGUUUGGAAAGGUCCAAAGAAGACUGCCAUGAUUAAACAAUUUGUUAAAGAUGUUGCGUGGGGAGAGCUGGAUUAUCUUUUGAUUGACACACCUCCUGGUACUUCAGAUGAGCAUAUAUCUAUUGCUGAACAACUAAGAUUUUCUGGUCCUGAUGGUGCUAUUGUAGUGACUACUCCUCAGGGUGUUGCUACGGCAGAUGUAAAGAAAGAACUGAAUUUCUGUAAGAAGAUCGACCUGAAGAUUAUUGGAAUUGUGGAGAACAUGUCUGGAUUUAUCUGUCCACAUUGUGCUGAGUGUACUAAUAUCUUUUCAAGUGGUGGUGGUAAGGCUCUUGCUGAUGAAUUUUCUGUCCCAUAUUUAGGGAAUAUUCCAAUUGAUCCACAAUUUGUUGACAUGAUAGAGAAUCAAAAGAAUACCGAAAAGACCCUCUCUGAGUCAUACAGUGAGUCAUCUAUACAUUCAAUAUUUCAUGAUGUAAUACAAAAGGUGUUAGAUCAAAAACAUCCAGCAAGAUUCUGA